CCACACAACAUCCAUACAAACAAAAAUUGGUUUAUUCCUGUCCAAACUCUUUGAACGUGAAGGACCACUAUGGAUCGCCUUCCGCCGCACAUUGUCGAAUACAUCAUUUCGUACACUAUCGGGAGGGGUAGGCUAGUCCCAGGGCUUCUGACAAAUACCUAUACGCCCACUGUACCCCAUGCGUUAUUCUCGCUGAUGGGCGUUUGCCAAAAGUGGAGAGAUACUGCCAAAAGGUUUAUAGGCGAGCCAGCUAUCGUCUUUGUCAACCCGCCUAAACCAACUCGCCUAGGCAAAUCUGAACAUGCCUACUAUCUUGGGGACGUUAUUGCAGCCGGGCUCGAGCAACGUGUCCGCCAUCUGCUGCUUGAUUUCACUGUGGAGGAUAUCAGAGACGGCAUAGCGUACUCAAUGUUCAACUCGCUGGUCAGUCAAUGCAAGGGCAAGUUCAGGAAUGUCCACACUAUCACACUCCAUACCUCUCUUCGCGACUCGUACUAUUGGAUCUACAAUCGCCAAACUGGUCUGCCCGUGAUUCGCCUGCAGGAGCUCGCCAACAUGGAGAAGGAGGUUUCCCAGAAUGCCCGUCGUAUCGGCGAUCUCGUGAGGGAGGCGAUGCCAAGCGUCGUUUCAGUGGCAUACAUCGGUCCUUAUAAUCACACAUUAGACAGCACGUCCCUGAACAGCGCUAUUCUAUCAGCGCUGUUAGCCGCUGCGCCAUCUAUCCAGUAUCUGAGUAUUCCUGUAGGCGAGCUUUCGCGCACCAUUCUGGACAAUGUGCUGGCACCCAAUAUCACGCAGAUGCAUGCUUUCUUGCCUGUUGGUAAAAGCGACGGGAUUACUGUGCUUGCUAUACGGUAUGCGGAUCGUCUGGAGACACUGUCUGUGGAUGCCAUUGAUGACGAAUCAUUCAUCAUGCUGUUCAAGAGUCCAGCGGAUGGAUCACCUGUUGUGUACUCCAAGCUACACACAUUCAAACUGACACGCAGCAACUUCUGGACACGCGGCGAAGACAGCUACACUCUCAAGGUCAACCCUUUCCCGAAGCUGCGGCAGUUCAUAUGCAAAGGUGAUUUCCCAUUCGCCACCAGCGAUAUGUUUCGUUGGAUCCAACCCACGGUCGAGGUGAUGAAGGUGCAUCUACUUGUUGGGAUGUAUAAAACAUUUGUCAGAGAAGGGGUGUUCGCUACUGGUUCCUACCCAAAUCUGCGCUAUAUGGACCUGGCGUGGUCUCUACCUAGAGACAGAUUUAUGGAUAUCGACCUAGCAUGGGAGCUCAGCCGCUUAGUAUCGCUCAGUCCAGUCCUCGAGAAAGGGUCAUUUAAAGUAUGCACCACUUCUCCUAAGCGUGAGGUGACUGCCAUGUCUACACACGGGUUUGUAAAGGAGCUAAACCUGGCUGGUAUCCAUUAUACUAUUGUUGAAGCGGUCCACCUGAUCAAGAGGUUCCCGGCGCUGCAGCUGCUGGUGUUGAUGCUAAAGAACAGCGAUGACGUUAACGAGCGAGGAGACAUGACGGAUGCCGAUACCGAGAGGUUCCAGCAAAGGUAUGUGGCUCUGGGCAACUCAAGAUUCAAAAAGCUGUGCGUCCGUUGUAAUGGCUUCUAUUCAUAUUCGCGUGCCGCGCAUCACAUCUUGCUGCUGGCAAGUAUUUUCAGAUCCAUCGAGGAAAUCAGAGUUUGCAGUGAGUACAGAGACAGCACAAGAGAUAUUCUCGCAGCAUUUGACAUGGCCAAAAACCGCAAGUGCUUCGACAGUGACGGCCGUGGCCGAAUUCGAUCCGUGAGGAUUGCAGUGAUUGAUAGGAGGAGCAAAUGGUUUUGAUCGGAUAUAGCAAGUACAGAAUAUAGUGUUGAAUAUCAAUAUAUACGUAUGGAUAUAUGCAGCGAUAGUUUUCAGAUAUCGUUUUUUCA
Linderina pennispora is the source of this 1910-nucleotide messenger RNA. RefSeq lists its product as uncharacterized. Lineage: Eukaryota; Fungi; Kickxellomycota; Kickxellomycetes; Kickxellales; Kickxellaceae. The transcript has a single exon. Bases 70 to 1821 code for a protein of 583 amino acids. The record is from RefSeq and is a predicted model, not a curated record.